UUUUGAAAUCCUAAAAUCUCUGGAUAAUUUGCCAUAGAGCUCUUUAUUUCUCUUGAUUAGUUUUAUGUUUUAUUUCCCAAAAAUGUCGCCAAAAUAACGAUAGGUAAGAGAGAAAGGCACACAAAACACGGGAGAAUCCAAUCCAUCCAAAAUCUAGGGGAAACAGAUUUACCAGUAGACACAUACAUUAGACGCGAAACACAAGACAGACAAACCCAUACGCAGACCACCCACCAUAAUCAUCGACACAACUCCCCUUUCUUCACAACCCAUAUCCUCCUUAUUUUUAUAUUAUUCAUAUAUUAAUUAAUAAAAUGAAUUUUCCCUUCUCUCUUUCUCUCUCAAAUUAUUAAGCAAUUUAUUAUUUUAUCCUAAUCUAAUCCGUUUUAGUUUCUAUCCCUUUGUCUUCAAGAGUACUUGAACCGCCGUUACAAGCCAAAGAACUUCGCUCUCUCUCUCUCUGUUAUACCUUUAGUACCCUCUUUCUCCAUCCAAAAAAAAAGUUUGAUCAUUCUUUUGGCCAUGGCUUCUCUAACGUCAAUUUCCCAACUGAAUAAAACCCGUUUCCAAACACCCCCACAAGCUCAAUUCCACCCCAAUUUGGCCUCCGAUUUCCUGCCCAAGAAGAGAGGCUCAAUUCUGUUCCAGGGUCAUUUUCGUAACUUGGCGGGCGUGCCCAUGAAGGUGAAAACGGCGGGGAAGAACGGCGUCGUAUCGGCGACGACGGCGGAGAAACCGAAAAAGCGGUACCCGGGCGAGGCGAAGGGGUUUGUGGAGGAGAUGAGGUUUGUGGCGAUGAGAUUGCACACGAGAGAACAGGCUAAGGAAGGUGAGAAGGAAGUGAAGGAGCCUGAGGAGAGGCCUGUGGCUAAAUGGGAACCUUCCAUUGAUGGCUAUUUGAGGUUUCUUGUGGAUAGUAAGCUUGUUUAUGACACUCUUGAGGGCAUCAUCGAGAAAGCCGCUUUUCCUUCCUAUGCUGAGUUCGGAAAUACUGGAUUGGAAAGGUCUGGAAGUUUGGCAAAAGAUUUGGAGUGGUUCAAGGAGCAAGGCCAUGUCAUACCAGAACCUUCUGAACCUGGAAAUUGUUAUGCUGAGUAUCUUAAGGAAUUGUCAGACAAGGAUCCUCAAGCAUUCAUUUGCCACUUCUACAACAUAUACUUUGCUCAUUCCGCCGGUGGCCGAAUGAUAGGGAGGAAGGUGGCUGAGAAAAUAUUAAACGGCAAGGAGUUGGAAUUCUAUAAAUGGGAUGGUGACCUUUCCCAACUAUUGCAGAACGUGAGAGAUAAGCUGAACAAAGUAGCCGAGAACUGGACAAGAGAAGAGAAGAACCACUGUUUGGAAGAGACUGAGAAGUCCUUUAAAUAUUCUGGAGAUAUUCUUCGUCUAAUAUUGUCGUAAUGCAUUUAAGUUGAUGUUUUAAUGGCGCAAGCCUAAUGUGUAUAACUUUCAACGGUCAAUGAAUACAAUGUCAUUAUUCUUCUGCCCAUUGUUAUGGUCAUAAAUCAUCAUGCAUCAUCAUAUUAUGUGAAUAACUAUAGGAAGAUGGACUUUGGUUAUUCUACCAUU
Morus notabilis is the source of this 1566-nucleotide messenger RNA. RefSeq names its product heme oxygenase 1, chloroplastic. The record is from RefSeq and is a predicted model, not a curated record. Gene Ontology annotation, biological process: heme oxidation; phytochromobilin biosynthetic process. Gene Ontology annotation, molecular function: heme oxygenase (decyclizing) activity. Lineage: Eukaryota; Viridiplantae; Streptophyta; Magnoliopsida; Rosales; Moraceae. Bases 523 to 1398 code for a protein of 291 amino acids. The transcript has 4 exons.